Molecule: messenger RNA, 1475 nt
Organism: Lepus europaeus (European hare)
Lineage: Eukaryota; Metazoa; Chordata; Mammalia; Lagomorpha; Leporidae
Gene: CCNA1
Product: cyclin A1
Exons: 9
Coding region: 77-1348 (423 amino acids)
Biological process (GO): mitotic cell cycle phase transition; regulation of cyclin-dependent protein serine/threonine kinase activity
Cellular component (GO): nucleus; cytoplasm; cyclin A2-CDK2 complex
Molecular function (GO): cyclin-dependent protein serine/threonine kinase regulator activity
Source: RefSeq, a predicted model, not a curated record
CUUGCUAGUUGUGGGAGACUGCUCAUAGAUAACGCCGAGAGGACCCGGGUCCACUCGGCUUGUGGAGUCGGAGGCCAUGCAUCGCAGCAGCAGCAGCUCCACAAGCGGAGUGGUCCUGGCUCCCGCGGCCCGAGGUCCUGACACUUGUCAGAUGCUCACCAGAGCCCAGCUCGGCCAGGACCCCCCUCAAAGAACAGUGCUGGGGCUACUGACUGACAAUGGGCAGUACAGGAGGACCUGCGGCCAGGGGAUCACGGCAAUCAAGUGUUUUCCUGGAUCAGAAAAUGUCGUUCCUCCAGCUGGAAAGAAAUUGCCGCCUGAGUGUGGAGACCAAGAGCAAGGCAAGCAAGGAUUCGAUAUCUACAUGGAGGAGUCCGAGCAGGGGCAGGGAGACGGCUGUCCCCAGAAGGAGGGGAUGGCAUUCGAGGAAGUGUAUGAAGUUGACACCAGCACACUCAAGUCGGACCUUCAUUUCCUGCUGGAUUUCAGCACAGUGUCCCCCAUGCUGGUAGAUUCAUCUCUCCAUUUCCAAUCUGAAGAUGCGGCAGAUCUGGGCACAGAUGUGAUAAAUGUGACUGAGUACGCUGAAGAAAUUCAUCAGUACCUUAGAGAAGCCGAAAUAAGACACAGGCCCAAAGCGCACUACAUGAGGAAGCAGCCAGACAUCACAGAAGGCAUGCGUACGAUUCUGGUGGACUGGCUCGUGGAGGUUGGCGAGGAGUAUAAACUUCGAGCAGAGACCCUGUAUCUGGCUGUCAACUUCCUGGACAGGUUUCUGUCCAGCAUGUCUGUCCUGAGGGGGAAAUUACAGCUCGUGGGAACAGCAGCUAUUCUCCUGGCCUCGAAAUACGAAGAGAUAUAUCCGCCCGAAGUAGACGAGUUUGUCUAUAUUACCGAUGACACGUACACAAAACGACAACUGUUAAGAAUGGAACACCUACUCUUGAAGGUCCUGGCUUUUGAUCUGACAGUACCAACCACCAACCAGUUUCUCCUGCAAUACAUGAGGCGUCAGGGAGUGUGCAUCAGAACUGAGAACCUGGCCAAGUAUGUCGCAGAACUGAGUCUACUUGAAGCUGACCCAUUCUUGAAAUACCUUCCUUCACUGAUAGCUGCAGCAGCUUAUUGCCUGGCAAACUAUACUGUGAACAGGCACUUCUGGCCAGAAACCCUUGCUGCAUUUACAGGCUAUUCAUUAAAUGAAAUUGUGCCUUGUCUGAGUGAGCUACAUAAAGCGUGCCUUGAUAUACCCCAUCGACCUCAGCAAGCAAUUAGAGAGAAGUAUAAGGCUUCAAAGUAUUUGUGUGUGUCUCUCAUGGAACCACCUGCAGUUCUUCCUCUACAAUAAGAUUCAGAACUGAAGCCCUUACAAAAUUCAACCUCAGAACUGCUCUUAAUUUUCAUAAGUUUCUGCUGUUGGGUCAACUAAUGUUGCUACAAUAUAGACAACUUUUAAAAAUAUAAAUGCAUUUAGU